Helianthus annuus (common sunflower) is the source of this 695-nucleotide messenger RNA. RefSeq lists its product as uncharacterized. NCBI's taxonomy places the organism in Eukaryota, Viridiplantae, Streptophyta, Magnoliopsida, Asterales, Asteraceae. The coding region runs from base 54 to 425 and encodes 123 amino acids. Gene Ontology annotation, molecular function: zinc ion binding; nucleic acid binding. The record is from RefSeq and is a predicted model, not a curated record. The transcript has 2 exons.
UGGCUACGGAUUUGAUCCUCAACUCUUUAACAAAGAAAUUUGAGAGCUUUGUUAUGAAUUACAACAUGAAUGGAUGGGACAAGAGCAUUGGUGAGCUUCAUGCAAUGCUCAAAACGGCCGAAGCAAGUAUGGGCAAAAAGGCUUUACCCGUCCUAGCGAUCAAUGAAGGAGGAAAUAAGAAAAGGCCCCACCCCGACUCUAAAGCAACCAAUGCUAAAAGAAAGGGACACGUCAAGGGAAAGGGAAAAGGAAAAGCUAAAGCAGAACCCGCCAAACCAAAAGACAAGAAGCAAAAGGUUGCUUCGAAUGACCCAUGUUUUGAAUGUGGUGAGAUAGGACAUUGGAAGAGAAAUUGUCCGACCUAUCUCAAAGAGUUGAAAAACAAGAGGGAUGCAGGGCAAACCUCAGGGGUUCAAAAGAAAUAAACAUUACAAGAAGGGGGACACUAGUCUCUUUAUGGGCAACGGAGCAAAAGUUGAAGUCGAGGCUCAAGGAGACUACGUUUUAGAACUUCCAAGUGGUUUGGAAGUUAUUUUGAAGAAUGUUUUGUAUGCUCCUAGUUUGACUAGGAACAUAAUUUCAGUUUCCCUUUUAAAACAAUCUGGUUUCAAUUUCGAAUUUGUUAACUAUGACAUCUAUGUUUCUAAGAAUGAUGUGUUUUAUUUUAAAGCUAUGUCUUUAAAUGGUAUUUAUGA